GACCGGGGCCGAGCAUCUGCAAGCAAAGAGUGGAGAAACAGAGGAGAUUUCAUAAAUCCAGAUACUCUCCAGGGGUCCUUAAAUGCAGCAUAUAUGACUGAGGAUGAGAGGAAAGGGGUGAUGAAAAGCUGCCAGGUGGUUUAGUCCAUUUAUUCAUUUGAUUCAUUCGUCUGGCGGGUGGUACAGGCCAUCAGGAAAGGAUUAGAUUAUAUCCUGGAACACCUUUUGUCCUAGAUAUGAUCUCGAAAUGUAAGAUUCGGAGCAGCGGAGGACGCAUGAAUUAAAAAAAAAAAAAAAAAUUCAAGCACUCAAGCGGAGGUGUGUGUGGAGGAGAGAGAGAGCAGCCGAUGCCCGGAGGAAACAUCCGCCUGUGUGGACGGGCAGGAAGGUGGUACCCGACGCGUUUACUAUCCGGGAUCUGACUCCCCGGGGUGAUGGGCUGCGCUCCCAGCAUCCACGUCUCUCAAAGCGGGGUGAUCUACUGCCGAGACUCGGACGAAUCCAACUCCCCGCAUCAGACCACCACCAUCUCCCAGGGCACCGCGGCCACGCUGCACGGGCUCUUCAUCAAGAGCGAUGCGGCCGAGACCAUCCCCCCCCCCUCCGUCAUCACCUACCAGGGCAGGCAGGCGCGCAACAACUCGCACCGGGAUCGGAAGGAGAACAGCGGGGGGGGACACGUCCGCAUCGAGGCCGAGACGCAGACCAGCAACGCCAGCGUCAAGGUUUCCUCUACAGAAGAAUGUGUUGGACCAAUGAGGCUGACUCAGGAGCCGAUUCAGGUCCUGCUGGUUUUCGCCAAAGAGGACAGUCAGAGCGACGCCUUCUGGUGGGCCUGCGACCGCGCUGGAUUCAGGUGCAACAUCGCGCGGACGGCCGAGUCCGCCGUGGAGUGUUUCCUGGACAAACACCACGAGAUUAUCGUCAUCGAUGGACGUCACUCGCGCUACUUUGAGCCUGAAGCUGUGUGCAGGUUGAUCAGAGCCACAAAGCCUUCUGAGAACACCGUUAUUCUCGCCAUUGUGCCACAAAAAGUGGCAGACCAGGACGAGCCGUCUGUUCUUCCUCUCCUCUGUGCUGGAUUCAGCAGGAGGUUUGCGGAGAACAGCAGUGUGUCGGCCUGCUACAAUGAGCUCAUUCAGAUUGAGCACGGGGAGGUGCGCUGUCAGUUCAAACUGAGGGCCUGUAACUCUGUGUUCACCGCUCUGGAGAACUGUCAAGAGGCUGUGGAGAUCACCAGCGAGGACCACAUAAUACAGUAUGUAAAUCCAGCGUUUGAGCGUAUGAUGGGCUACCACAAGGGGGAGCUGAUGGGGAAGGAGCUGACUGAACUCCCCAAGAGCGACAAGAACAGAGCAGACCUGCUGGACACCAUCAACACCUGCAUCAAGAAAGGAAAGGAGUGGCAGGGUAUUUACUUCGCUAGGAAGAAGGCAGGCGACAGCAUCCAGCAGCAUGUGAAGAUAACACCCGUCGUCGGCCAAGGAGGGAAGAUUCGACAUUUUGUAGCCAUCAAGAGACCUCACAUAGACAACAAUAAUCAGAUUCACAAGUUCAACAAGGAGGAGAGAUGCAGCGGGGAGCAUUCUCAGUCAGAGUGCCAUUCUCAACGUCACCGCGACAGGAGGAAAGACUCCAUCGAGUCCCGAUCGCUCAGCUCUCGCGGUAGUGACGCUUCGGGUUUACAGAACCGGAGAUAUUCCUCUGUCGCCAGGAUUCACUCCAUGACCAUCGAAGCUCCCAUCACCAAGGUGAUCAACAUCAUAAACGCGGCGCAGGAGAGCAGUCCGGUGACGGUGGCCGAGGCUCUGGACCGCGUGCUGGAGAUCCUGAGAACCACCGAGCUCUACUCCCCGCAGCUCGCCUCCAAAGAAGACGACCCCCACACCAACGACCUGGUCGGGGGGCUCAUGAACGAUGGGCUACGGAGACUCUCUGGAAAUGAAUAUGUCUUCUGCAAAAAUAUGAGCCAGAGCCAGCUGGCGAUCCCCGUCACUCUGAAUGACGUCCCUCCAUCCAUCGCCGAGAUGCUGAACGAUGAGGAGUGCUGGGAGUUCAACAUCCUGGAGCUGGAGGCAGCGACACACAAGAGGCCGCUGACGUACCUCGGGCUGAAGAUCUUCACGAGUUUCGGCGUGUGUGACUUUCUGAGCUGCUCGGAGGCCACGCUGCGCUCCUGGCUGCAGCUCAUGGAGAGCAGCUACCACUCCUCCAACUCCUACCACAACUCCACACACGCCGCAGACGUGCUGCAUGCCACGGCCUACUUCCUGCGCAAGGAGCGGGUCAAGGGCAGUCUGGACCAGCUGGACGAGGUGGCGGCUCUUAUAGCAGCCACAGUGCACGACGUGGACCACCCGGGCCGGACCAACUCCUUCCUGUGCAACGCCGGCAGCGAACUGGCAAUCCUGUACAACGACACGGCCGUGCUCGAGAGCCACCACGCCGCCCUCGCCUUCCAGCUCACUGUCCGAGACACCAAGAGCAACAUCUUCAAAAACACAGACAGGAACCAGUUCCGGACGCUUCGACAGGCCAUUAUUGACAUGGUCCUGGCCACGGAGAUGACCCGACACUUUGAACACGUCAGCAAGUUCGUCAACAGCAUCAACAAGCCGAUGGCCGCCAUAGAAGAGACCAGCACAAGCAGCAUGAACAGCGACUGUGAGGGUCAGGCCAACAUCAGGAACUCUCCGGAGAACCGCCUGCUCAUCAAGAGGAUGCUGAUCAAGUGUGCAGACGUGGCCAACCCCUGCAGGCCGCUCGAGCUGUGCAUCGAGUGGGCCGGGCGGAUCUCUGAGGAGUACUUUGCCCAGACGGACGAGGAGAAGAGACAGGGGCUGCCCGUGGUGAUGCCUGUGUUUGACAGAAACACCUGCAGCGUCCCCAAAUCUCAGAUCUCCUUCAUCGACUACUUCAUCACGGAUAUGUUCGACGCCUGGGACGCCUUCGCCAACCUGCCCGGUCUCAUGGAGCAUCUGUCGGAGAACUACAAAUACUGGAAGGGCUUGGACGAGAUGAAGUGUAAGAGCCUGCGUCCUCCGCCGCCUUCUUGACCUUCGUCCUCCAUCCUCACACCCGAUUCGCUCUGAGCGGGGCAGGACAAGUGACGCGGCCCUGCGAAGGAACAAUAAGCCUCGGGGGGGCUCUGUGACCUCCCAGGUAACCCCGUGGACAUAUUCACUGCCAGACGCUGGUUGGUUGAUCAGGGACGCAGAGAGCACACAUCGCUGACAUGUGUCUCAUGACCCCGCCCACUCUCUUGUUUGUCCACUCGACGGCCCUGAUGAGUAUUUCUAGAAAGCACUUCUUCUGUGUGAACCUUUGAGAGUUGACUGACAAUCUGUAACAUACAGCGUGACACUACAGAAACCUGCACUUUAACGUCGCUCUUUCUUCAUCUCUUUCUUUGUCUUUAAACCCCUUCUUUUUUUUUUUUUUUUUUUCUACAUCUGCCAGUUGCUGUAAAACAAUUGAGGCGAUUAAGACGGCGACCAACCGUGAGGCAAUGACAGAAAAACAGCACUAAGAGGGAUCACUCUGUUCGCGCUGGUCUGUAAACGUGGAGUUACUCAAAUUCAAAAUUGACGACUUUUAAAGGUGCUCUGCUGAAAAUACUUCUGCUGUGUUGUGUCCAAAGUCUGCGGGAUAUUUUGACUUGUGUUAAGGACCAAGAACUGAGCAAUCAUCACGUCUGUUGGCCCCCGUAAAGAAAGAACUCACUUAGAGAUUUAGGAAAGGGGAGACCCAGAGUAGACCCAGGGUCCAGUCAGAAGGGGAGAACCAACCAGGGGGAUACUUUUUUCUACAUUUUUUUCAGCAAGACAUGACAUGGAAGAAGGUUUGUUUUUGUGAUGACUGCUGGGUUUUACCAGGUGGUGAAUCAUUUCACCCACACAUUUUUUUUUUUUUUUAAGAAUAACUUCUUCUAAGUCAUCGCUCAUUGUGCACUGUGAAAACAAAUGAAGGAACACAUUUAUACUGUA
This is a messenger RNA of Labrus mixtus (cuckoo wrasse), 3986 nucleotides long. It is a transcript of the gene pde8b, whose product is annotated as phosphodiesterase 8B. Gene Ontology annotation, biological process: signal transduction; regulation of DNA-templated transcription. NCBI's taxonomy places the organism in Eukaryota, Metazoa, Chordata, Actinopteri, Labriformes, Labridae. Bases 435 to 3056 code for a protein of 873 amino acids. Gene Ontology annotation, molecular function: 3',5'-cyclic-AMP phosphodiesterase activity. The record is from RefSeq and is a predicted model, not a curated record. The transcript has 22 exons.